This is a messenger RNA of Penicillium maclennaniae, 1035 nucleotides long. Its product is annotated as GTP cyclohydrolase I. Lineage: Eukaryota; Fungi; Ascomycota; Eurotiomycetes; Eurotiales; Aspergillaceae. The record is from RefSeq and is a predicted model, not a curated record. Gene Ontology annotation, molecular function: zinc ion binding; GTP binding; GTP cyclohydrolase I activity. Gene Ontology annotation, cellular component: cytoplasm. The transcript is spliced from 4 exons. Bases 1 to 1035 code for a protein of 344 amino acids. Gene Ontology annotation, biological process: tetrahydrobiopterin biosynthetic process; tetrahydrofolate biosynthetic process.
AUGGGUUCUGGUUCUCCUCCACCUUCGAAGCCAUCAGCAAUCCCGUCCCACAUGAUCAAUGGCAAUUCUCCCCUCCAGUCCUCCACAGCUGCAGGCUCGGGCUCUGGUACUCGGGCUCGCGAUGCCCGUGAGCGUGAAAGUCUCAACUCCUCAAUUCAGUGCUCUUUUGCUCCUCGUGUCCCCAUUGAGUUCGACAACCUGGAGGUGGGACCCUCCCACGCGGGGGAUUCCACUGCUACCGAAUCCGCAGCUGCUGCAGCUAUCGCCCCCAGCAUCUUGAGUCUCCGGGGUCGACCAACUCUGAAUGACCCACCCCGCGACCCCAGGGACGAAGGCGGCCCAUUGACCCCGCCGGCGACUGUCAGCCGCCCCGCCAGUCCGUAUACCAUGAACCCACCAAUCGACUUUGACGGUCUUAGCUGGCCGUGCCCCGGAACACGCGAGCGAUUGGAAUCGACACCGGAGGAGAACGCGGAGCGCGUUCAGAAGCUUGCUGGAGCAGUGCGCACAAUUCUCGAGUGUGUGGGCGAGGACCCCGAACGUGAGGGCCUUCGUGGAACCCCCGAGCGAUAUGCCAAAGCUAUGCUCUUCUUUACCAAGGGAUACGAGGAGAACGUCCGGGAUCUGGUCAAUGGCGCAGUUUUCCACGAGGAUCACGACGAGUUGGUUAUUGUGAAGGAUAUUGAUGUGUUCUCUUUGUGUGAACACCACAUGGUGCCCUUUACUGGAAAGAUGCACAUCGGCUAUAUUCCGGAUCGCCGCGUGCUUGGUCUUUCCAAAUUGGCCCGCCUGGCUGAGAUGUUCUCCCGUCGUCUUCAAGUCCAGGAGCGACUGACUAAGCAGGUUGCUCUGGCCAUCUCAGAGGUCCUCAAACCUCGCGGUGUCGCAGUUGUCAUGGAAUCUGCCCACCUGUGCAUGGUUAUGCGUGGUGUUCAAAAGGUCGGCAGCACCACGACUACCAGUUGCAUGUUGGGAUGCAUGCGUUCAAGCGCCAAGACGAGGGAAGAGUUCCUGACUCUUCUGCAUCGCAAAUAA